AGGUUCCCAUGAUAUUGCUUCACAACGCCAUCGCAAAGGGUGCCGGGCCAGAGUGCAAGAUCAUCUGCUGCCAGCCCCGUAGAGUUGCUGCGGUUUCCCUCGCCAAACAAGUGGCCCACGAGAGAAAAGAUAGGGAUGGGAAGUUCAUCGGGUAUCAUGUUCGAUUUGAAAGCCGAUUUCCCAGAAUUCGCCUUCCGUCUUGGACUCACUCUCUCAUAUCGUCCUCGAUGAAGUUCAUGAACGAGAUAUCCAAAUCGAUUUUCUUAUGCUUCUGUUGAAAAGGUACAUUGGCCAACGUCAGGCCAUAGGUGCAAAUGUGCCUAAAGUCGUCGUGAUGAGUGCCACUCUCGAUAUUGAUCUUUUUGCUUCUUAUUUUCAGAAUAGAUCAAGCGAUGGAAAUCUCAUGCCGGCUCCACACGUCAUCAUCCCAGGUCGCACAUUUGCAGUCCGCAAACAUUAUCUCCAGGAUGUCCUUGAUUCUCUCUCGCGGGUCUACUCUGCAGAUGUUCUGGGAUCGUUGCUUAAUGAAGAAUCAGAAAUGAAGUAUUAUCUGGACCGGUGUAAGGUUCAGCUUCAUACCAAUCUACCCAAACCAGAAAACCAAGGGAGUUCCCGCGAGCAAGAAGACUCUGAAAAAGCUGUUUCCAAAUCACCUAGCGAUAUAAUCCGCGAAGAAGACUCUUUUGUGCCUCUUGGCUUGAUAUGUGCGGUUAUAGGCUACAUCUUCUCGACCACCAAAGGUGGCUCUAUAUUGAUCUUUCUACCCGGCAUACGCUACAUAAACGCUGUCACGGAUUUUCUUCGAAAGUACGAAAGAUUACUGGGGUUUGACUUUUCGGAUGAAGCACGAUUCAAAAUUUUGCACUUGCAUUCAAGUCUUCCAGAGGGCCAGGUGGAGCUUCUUGGUUCGGUUCCGUCUGGCUGUCGACGGAUUAUUCUCUCAACAGAUAUCGCCGAAACAUCCAUUACUGUGCCAGACGUCAAAUUUGUGAUUGAUCCGGGCAAAUCGCAUCAAAAUGUCUAUGACCCGCAGUCGAGAUAUAACCGGCUCGCUUGCUCUUGGAUAAGCCGAUCUAGCGCUGCUCAGCGCGCUGGGCGUGCAGGAAGAGUCCAGGAAGGAGAAUACUUCGCCCUGUUUACCAAAGAGAUGCACGAAUCCAUGCGUAUUGACAGGACCCCAGAAAUUGUCCGCAGUGACCUUCAAAGUGCCUGUCUGCUCGCAAAGAAGCUUGCUGAUAUUCCUGCUCGCGAGUUCCUGCUCGGGUGCAUCCAACCGCCGCCAGAUUCCCUGGUGGAACUGGCCGUGAGAAAUCUGCAGGCAUUGCAAGCACUGGACGAGCAGGGGAAUAUCACGGCACUUGGUAGGCUUCUUUCGGGGCUGCCUUUUGAUCCAUCUUUGGCAAAGCUGGUCUUGCUAGGAAUUAUUUUCCGCUGCUUAGAUCCACUUCUUAUCGUCGCAUCGUUGGGAAGUGAAAUGGCCUUGAUGGAUUUGACACCACUCUCUGAGCAACGCAAGGAAGCUUUGAAGAUUCGGCAAGAGUACUCGCGGAAUACCUGGAGUGACCACAUGAGUAAUAUCAACCUCUUCAAGGCCACACGGGACAUAUAUUUCCAAAAGGGGCACCGGCCAGCUUUCGAGUUUGCCAAGUCUCACUUUAUACAAUUCACAAAGUUCAUUGAGGGGCUGAAGGUGGGCCAACACGUAGUGACAUUCCUGCGUAUCAACGGACAUCUUCCCCCUAGUUCUGGUGGUGAUACGAUUCAAUUUGGGGGCUCUGAGCUUAAUAUGAACUCAUGGCGGAUUCCUCUCAUCAAAUCCUUGUUGCUUCAUACUCUGUACCCCAACCUGGCUGCUCCUCUAUUAGUACCGAAGCGCUAUCGCACCGAGAAGGAAGAAAAAGUGGCCUUGAAUAACACCAGUGUGAACUCGAAUUUGAGUACAGACAGCUUGCUUUUCUUCCAGCGCAAGAAACAGUCUAUAUUUGAUGGAUUUUUCCUCAUGCAUGACACUUCCCAUGUGACACCUCUGGCCGCAUCUCUGUUUGGUGGGCGACUCCAGGCGAUCGAUGGUAGAAUAUACGUCGAUUCCUGGCUUGACUUUGAGAUCAAGGUCAGCGGAGGGCCAAUGGAGAUACAGCACGCGGCCAAGGUUGUGAUCGAAUUCCGAAAGGCACUGGACAAGGCUCUCAUGGCGGCUUUCGAAACCUUAGCAACCAGCGAACGCGGCUUUCACGCUGGCCAACCAAUGUAUUUUCCCAACAUGACUCGCGAUGUGAUCUUCAACACCCUUUCAAAUACAAUUAUCGACGUUCUUGACCGAGACUUUGAUCCUGAGUACACCAGGAAGCGAAUCACUGCACCAGCAAAGUGGGAACCACUACGAAAGCCUUCUCCUUCAUAGAACCACAUCGCAUUCGGUUGGAUUUGGUUAUAAUUUUCUCGUUAUAUAUCUCUACUAUAUGGGCAAAAGGAUAGACUAGCAAUCACUGCAACAUGUCCAUUUCUAAAAGCGAAUCAGACAUCAUUCUGAAUCGAGCCAAUGUCGCAUUGGCGCGAAGCCAACGCCUCGUAGCCUCCUGGCUCCCUCCCAAGACCGAAGAUGAAUUAACAAACAUCAAAACCGAGGAGGAAUUACAAAAAG
Aspergillus wentii DTO 134E9 is the source of this 2641-nucleotide messenger RNA. RefSeq lists its product as uncharacterized. The record is from RefSeq and is a predicted model, not a curated record. The coding region runs from base 266 to 2401 and encodes 711 amino acids. Gene Ontology annotation, cellular component: intracellular anatomical structure; nucleus. Lineage: Eukaryota; Fungi; Ascomycota; Eurotiomycetes; Eurotiales; Aspergillaceae. Gene Ontology annotation, molecular function: RNA binding. The transcript is spliced from 4 exons.